Molecule: messenger RNA, 1800 nt
Organism: Penicillium angulare
Lineage: Eukaryota; Fungi; Ascomycota; Eurotiomycetes; Eurotiales; Aspergillaceae
Exons: 2
Coding region: 1-1800 (599 amino acids)
Biological process (GO): DNA-templated transcription
Cellular component (GO): nucleus
Molecular function (GO): DNA binding; zinc ion binding; DNA-binding transcription factor activity, RNA polymerase II-specific
Source: RefSeq, a predicted model, not a curated record
AUGUCCGCGACGGGAGCCACAGACUACCCUACGCGACGCCCAUGCGAUCGUUGCCGUCAUCGCAAGUCGCGAUGUAUAAAGGAACCGGGGAAAGACAACUGCACAUUCUGUAAUUUGAAUGGUCUUGAAUGCACAUUUCUUCAUGGUCCCCGACCGCGGAAAAGAACUGGGAAGUCACCGGGCACAGUAGAACCCAAAACGAAGAGACGUCGCAGCUCUCCAACGCCAUCCACAGCUGGUUCUUUCGAAGAACAGACCACCGCUGAUCGGAUAAAUUCACGCCUAGACGGUACGCUAGGCCUGGAGCUUCAUCUGCAUUCAGAGUACAUUGGCCCCGCUAGCUACCAUGAACCUGAACUUCUUGAUCUGCGUCCUUCGGCUAUCUCGCUCACCAACCAUGAGAGAUGCUAUCCGCGACGUGUGAACCAAUCCACCGCAUUCAUUACCUACCCUGACAAGGACUCUGCUUCUGAAAUGCAACGCAUCGCUGAUCUGGAUUGUAUUGAGGAAUCGAUACGUCCACUGGGGCCAACCUUGGUAAAUCUUUAUUUCCGCAUUAUGCACCGCACAUUCCCUAUCCUGGACAAAGGUGUGUUUCUGGAGAAAUAUGCUCGUUCCUACCGCGAGUUCUCACCACCACUACUCGCUGCCGUUUACUUGGUCGCGUUGGACUGGAAGCUCUUCGAUAGAACUCUCGCUACUGCAGCUUCAACACCAGAUGCCGCAGCCCUAGAAAAUAUGGCAACACGAGCCAUGGAUGACGAUUUGAAACGACCCAAACUUUCCACAUUACAGGCUGGCCUGUUAUUAUUACAAAGAAUGAAGUCUUCCCAUAGCACUCUUCCGGCUCAAUUGCUAUCCCUCGGGCAAACAUUGGGAGUUCAUAUCGACUGUUCAGAUUGGAAUAUCCCGGAAUGGGAGAAAGGCCUACGACGGCGUUUAGCUUGGGCCCUAUACAUACAGGACAAGUGGGGCGUUCUUGUGCACGGGCGACCAUCUCUCAUUCCCCAGAUUGACGAAGAUGAGGGUAAAAGCGACUGGGACGUUGCUGCAUGUACUGUUGAAGACUUUCCUGAAGAAGCGGCCGGACAAGAUGAGAAGGGGGACGGAGGUGUCGACGAAGCAGCCGGUCAGGCGGCAUUUCUACAAUCCAUUGAAUUGACCAAGCUUUUCAGCCGCAUCGUGUCCACAUUAUGUUCAAUCAGCGCAACCAAAAAAGGCGGAUUGCUUGAGAGAAUCGGACCGUCAGGGGUAAUGGAUCUGGCAAAACCCCUUGCCAUGGAGUUGCGGGAAUGGCAUACCGCACUGCCCGCUAGCCUCCAGCUAGAAUCAACGCCCUCGUUACGGCUAUCGACGAACGGCGCCUUGCAUUUGUCACAUAUGGCAACGGAGUUGACUAUUCACCGCGCAUUAUUACGUGUUCUGUCUCCAGAUACCACGCCUUCUCUUCGUUCGACGAUUCGAACCGCUGCUCGUGCCCGACUGACAGCGGCCAUGGGUUUGAUUGAAUCUUUUAAACCUGAACACAUUCAAUCAUUCUGGGGCUUUGCUGCCGCUGCGCAGGUGGCUUUGAUCGGCUCAUUUGCUGGUCUUCUGUGGGCAACAAGUUCUCAAAUGGAUGAAGCAGCUGGGUACGUCGAUCAACUCGAAAAGCUGCGCUGGAUCCUGCAGGUUCGGGCAUCCGCUGCUCCAUUUGCUCGCGAGGCACUUCGAAUGAUUCAAGAAGAGGUGGGUGAUUUGGCUGCUGUGAAGGCAGCCACUUUUCGAGACUCUUCAUUCUUACGCUCGACUGGCCUAUGA